This is a messenger RNA of Ictidomys tridecemlineatus (thirteen-lined ground squirrel), 2506 nucleotides long. RefSeq names its product C-type lectin domain family 18 member A. The record is from RefSeq and is a predicted model, not a curated record. NCBI's taxonomy places the organism in Eukaryota, Metazoa, Chordata, Mammalia, Rodentia, Sciuridae.
ACAAAGCUGAAGCCCCAGCCUCCUCCCUGGGUCUGGGGCUGGGGAACAGAAACUGCUGAUGGGCUUGGAGGACACUGUCCCAGCCAGGGAACAGCCAUCAGUCACUAAUCCACUGUUCUGGAAUGUCUGUGGGCCAAUCAGCGGGGUCUCUGGGGGCUCCCCGAGGGCGCUAAUAAUCCUGCAAUGAUUAGCAGGGGCCACGAGCCCACCGGACUCCUUGAGAUUGUGAAGAGCUCCAUCUCUCCUGGGAAGUGAGUUGGCUGGUGAAGCCAGACUGUGCCUGCAGCACCGACUGACCCAUGCUACAGCCAGAGCCCUCCCUGGGGCCCGGAGGCCAGGGCCACCGGCCUGGCCUCCUGCCCGUGCUCCUGACUCUCAUUGGCAUCGCCUGGGCAGAGAUGCAGCCACCCCAACCACCAGAGCAGGUUCAAAUGCCCAGAGCCCUGAGCAGGAAGGAGAGUUUCUUGCUCCUGUCUCUACACAACCGCCUGCGCAGUCGGGUUCAACCUCCUGCAGCCAACAUGCGGAGAAUGGACUGGAGCGAGAGCCUGGCCCAACUGGCUUAUGCCAGGGCAGCUCUCUGUGGCGCCCCAACCCCGAUCCUGACUUCUGACCCACGGCGUGUUCCCCAAGUGGGCUGGAACGUGCAGCUGCUGCCUGCAGGCUUGGCCUCCUUUGUUGAAGUGGUCAGUCUCUGGUAUGCAGAGGGGCAGCAGUACAGCCAUGCAGCAGCCGAGUGUACCCACAAUGCCACCUGUACCCACUACACUCAGCUCGUGUGGGCUACCUCGAGUCAGCUGGGCUGCGGGCGACACCGGUGCUCUGUGGGCCAGGUGGCGAUGGAAGCCUUUGUCUGUGCCUACUCUCCUGGAGGCAACUGGAAGGUAAACGGGAAGACAAUCACCCCCUAUAAGAAGGGCGCCUGGUGUUCGCUCUGCACAGCCAGUGUUUCUGGUUGCUUCAAGGCCUGGGACCAUGCAGGGGGGCUCUGUGAGGUCCCCAGGAACCCAUGUCGCAUGAGCUGCCGGAACCAUGGACAUCUCAACAUUAGCACCUGCCAAUGCCACUGUCUCCCUGGCUACACAGGCAGAUACUGUCAAGUGCGGUGCAGUGUGCAGUGCCUUCAUGGCAGGUUCCGGGAAGAGGAGUGUUCCUGCGUCUGCGACGUUGGCUAUGGGGGAGCCCAGUGUGACACCAAGGUGCACUUUCCUUUCCACACCUGUGACCUGAGGAUCGAUGGAGACUGCUUCAUGGUGUCUUCGGAGGCAGACACCUAUUAUGGAGCCAAGAUGAAAUGCCAGGAAAAGGGAGGGACACUAGCCCAAAUUGAGAGCCAGAAAGUACAGGAUAUCCUCGCCUUCUACCUGAGUCGCCUGGAGACCACCAACGAGGUGACUGACAGUGACUUUGAGACCAGGAACUUCUGGAUCGGGCUCACCUACAAGAUGGCAAAGGACUCCUUCCGCUGGACUACUGGGGAACACCAUUCCUUCACCAGUUUUGCCUUUGGGCAGCCUGACAACCAGGGAUUUGGCAAUUGUGUGGAGCUGCAGGCAUCUGCUGCCUUCAACUGGAACGACCAGCGCUGCAAAACUCGAAACCGUUACAUCUGCCAGUUUGCCCAAGAACACAUUUCUCGGUGGGACCCAGGGCCCUGAAGCCUGACCAGGCAGCUCUCCUGCUAGCCCGAGUGCACUAGCCCUGCAGGCCUGUCUACUCACCUGUGUGGAAGAAGAACUAGGCCCAAAGUCCAACAUGAGGUCUCAGACUUUGCAUGAUGCAGGAAGUUGGGCAGAGGGUGGCAGUGAAGCAGGUGGGGAGUGGGGAGGGUGGUGGAGAAGCUUGGCAUGGGAAGAGGAGAGCCUGGGUCUCUCAGCUGACUUUUGAUUGGGAAGAUGGGCUUCUGUGAGGCACUGAAACAGAAGCCAGAGCUAGAAGUCAGAAGAGGCUGCCAUCCUCCCCCUGGGCCAACCCCUGGGGCAGCUGGAGCUGUCACCACCAGAUGCUUCCCAGGAAGGAUUAAACUAAUUUAUGAAUCGGCUGGACUUGCAAUUGCUCAGCUUGGAGAAUUCCGAUGCCCCAGGAUGAUCCUCAAAAGACAGAGGGGGCUUGUCAUCUCACUUUCCCACUAUUCACCUUGUUCCUUUCCUGCUCAGUCUUGUGACCCAGACUACCCUUUGGAUGUUUUCAGGCUCUCCAGUAACAUGGAAAACCAAACUCUGCCUCAGUAGGGGGUCUUUUCUCCAGCAACUCCCAGGACAGGGCCUCAAGCAGGCCUGGUAGACACUGCCCGUAGACCUGGGACACAGUGUGUGUGAGUCUGUCUCUUGUUUCCCAUGAUGUAGUGUUUUCACAUAUCAGGACUGAUGGUAUAGUAAGAACCUGGAGAGUUACACUCCCCGAUCCAGCUCCUCAGCUAUUGGAGCGUGCACUUAAGUACUGUGUGUCCGACUCUGUAAUCAACACCUGACGUCUAUUAACUCAUUUAAACAGACAUCCUCACUGA